This is a messenger RNA of Caenorhabditis remanei, 489 nucleotides long. RefSeq lists its product as uncharacterized. The transcript is spliced from 3 exons. Gene Ontology annotation, biological process: sodium ion transmembrane transport. The record is from RefSeq and is a predicted model, not a curated record. Gene Ontology annotation, cellular component: membrane. NCBI's taxonomy places the organism in Eukaryota, Metazoa, Nematoda, Chromadorea, Rhabditida, Rhabditidae. Gene Ontology annotation, molecular function: ligand-gated sodium channel activity. The coding region runs from base 1 to 489 and encodes 162 amino acids.
AUGGCUCUCCCAUCAACUGAAGGUCUUCGAAAGCGGAAAGAUUCGUUAUCGGAUGAAUUCGACUCAGAACUAGAUGACAAUGAGAUGAAAGCAAUUGUAAGUGACAUAGAGCAAGAUAAGAUUCAUGAGGAAGCACCAGAUACCAGAUGGAUUCGUUUCAAGAACCAUCUGAAAGAUUGGGGAGAGACUGCAACAAUCCAUGGAAUCCCCCAUAUGGCUCAGGCCCAUACUGUCAUUGCAAUCGUCGUCUGGAGCAUCAUAAUGAUCAUAAGUGCCGUUGGAUUCGUCUACAUGUUCUACUCAAUUGCAGCUUCCUAUCUGGCGUUUAAUGUAGUUGUUCAGCUGAACACCGGUCUGGACUCUGAACCAUUUCCCUCCAUAACUUUCUGUAAUACCAAUCCAUAUAAGUUGAGUGAAAUGAUCAAUGUUCCCGAAUUGAAUGCUCUGUUGACUGUGUAUCAAGCGUCCGCUGAUGGAAGUUUGAGUUGA